Messenger RNA from Clupea harengus (Atlantic herring), 3952 nucleotides. It is a transcript of the gene ccdc177, whose product is annotated as coiled-coil domain containing 177. NCBI's taxonomy places the organism in Eukaryota, Metazoa, Chordata, Actinopteri, Clupeiformes, Clupeidae. The record is from RefSeq and is a predicted model, not a curated record.
GUAAUGGAAUAUUUCUCUUUACAAUGUGACGUUUUGUAUGUGCAGAUGGUUCCAGAGAGCAGAUAAUAGAGAUACAAUUUAUUUCGUAGGCUACAUGUGAAAGGCCACGGACAAAGACAAAAGUCAAAGAUAUUUUUAGCAUAGCAUACUGUACUGUCACAUAGAGGCGGGGCUUGGAUGCUUGAGAAUCAGGGAUGCGAGCACCCAAUAGCAGGUGGAGACUGUGGAGACAGCAUUCGCCGUGAUGAAGGAGAAUGAAAUGAAGGACCGCAGUGACAGCGAUUAGGCCGCAUGAAGUAGCCUAUCGAGCCAGCAGUUUAUACCACAGGCUAUUUUGACAAACCACAAGGGAAGUGGACCGUCUGUGCCGCGUCGCUUUGGGCAAUUAACGUUAUGCCCGAUUUCUACGAAUUGUCGACAGAAGCUUUACCUCUGUAACCUGAUAUUAUGCAGGGUGCAGAAGGCACUAUACAUACUGACUUCGAACAAAGCAUCGAUUCUGAAAAUAAUCGGCGAUCCAUAAGGUCAGUUGGCUAUUUAUCGUUUAGACAGAGCCAUUUAAAGGUUGUUUUCGGUCUUAUUUAUAAUACAAGUAGCCUACACUUGGAGGCUGCUAUGAGUGCUUUCUUGUAGGUUAUAUAGAUGAGCAGAAUGUGGGAUCAGCUGUCCCGUCAAGGGCCUAAUAUGUAUUCGUUUUUUGUAAAUAUGUCGAGUACAUAUGAAUGAUGUAAGCAUCAGGAAAAUAAGAGUGGCGAUUCUAGGCUAUGUAGCCUCGUGUAAGAUUGCUGAUAAGGCUCCGGGUUCAUCAAAUGUCCGUAAGCUACAGAGAAAAAUCACUGAAAUGAUUGAACUGGUCCAGCGAAAACCGUAAACAAGAUAACCAUGGUCGAUCCUCUGGAACCAGAAGAUCCUUGUAAGACCAGUGACCCUUACGUUGCGAUCCCAUCAGCAGAGGCUGAUGUUCCUAGAAUUCCAGAAGAGAAUGGCACUGUGGUCACAGGAGCAACCGAGAAUGACUCAGUCCCAGCCACUCCACCCCUGUCUGAGCCCUGAAUCUGCUCCAAAUGAGAACCAGCAGCCGAACUCAGAGCAGCCGAACUCAGAGCAGCCAAACUCAGAGCAGCCGAACUCAGAGCAGCCGAACUCAGAGCAGCCGAAAAAGCUACACCUGGAUCUUUAUAACUUUGACACACCAGUAGCAGAAGGGAGUCGCUAUGUGCUGACAAGUCCACGCUCAUUGGAGGCAUGUGCACGGUGUGGGGUCAAACCCGUGGAGCUCCUGUCCCGGCCUCUGUCUGAUUUUGCCCGUGAGGCACCAGGACGUUCGAUGCGCGUGGCCACAGGGAUGUUUGAGGUAUAUGAGAGGGACCGGCAUGGAAAACUAAGGCACUGCAGGGAGGAACGAGAGCGAAUCAUCAAGGAGGAGAAGAGACGCAUCUUGCAGGCUGCACUAAACAGCAACAGCACAGAAGUGCAAAAUCCUGAGAGUCCUGUCAACGGCACUCAGUCAGCUAAAGCCAACUCUCUAAGCUCCAGUACAACCCCCAAAAAUUCCCUUUCAAAUUCUGGAAUGUCAUCCAUGAACACCCCAAUAAGUUCAGGACUGACAUCCAAAAGGCCUCUGUCAGGCUCAGGUCAGUUGGAUAAAACAAUCCCCUCCAGUUCAAGCUCCUCCAGUAAGUCUUUUACAACAUGCUCAGAUCAGUCCACAAAACUCAGUCCAAAGAUUUCUAUGCCUGCCUCCAAAGGCACAAACCCUGCUAAGCCAAAUAAGCCCACCUCUAGAACUGAACCCUCUGUAAAAGCAAGUGCUGUGUCUCAGACAUCCAUGUCAUCAUCAGGUGGAAAAUCACAACAGUCGUCUACAGGUCUGGGUUCAAAAAAGACCCCUGGUAGCACAUCAAAGUCUUCAAACACUUUUCCCAGGUCAACUCACAAGCCUAGCUCCUUUCCGAGAACAUCCUCUCUGGCAGCAGUUGUCUCAAAGUCUGCAGCACAAAGCCCAGCUGCUAAUGGCACAGGUGGUCGCUUCACCCAGCACAAUGGGCACAUCUUAUCUCAAUCAAAAGGCCCUGGUAGAAGCCAUUCCCUGGAAUCCUUGCAAAGGAGACGAGAGGCAGGAUGCACCUCUGCGACUCCCACCACUACCACCAUAACCACAUGUGGUUCCUCAGAGUCGGGAGCAUCAUCCUCCUACAGCUGGGACAACCCACGGGAUCAUUGUGGUAAAGCCUGUAGCCCCAGAGCCCGCACCCUGGCCACCUUCAAUUCCUUGAUGGGUCGGAGCCUGAGCCUCGGUGACCUGAGCCACUCGCUCCAGACCACACAGAAGGUGGAGCGAAUCGUUAGGGAGGUGAGGCGCAAGGGGUUGAAAGCUGUACCUGAACGAGAUCGCAAGAUCGCCGCGCUGAUGCUCGCCAGGUACCAAGAAGAAGAUAUCAUGAGUCAGACACGUUACGUGGCUCACCUGCAGUGGGACAGCGAGCGGCGCCUGGACGAGCUGAGGCGAGAGCGCGAGGAGAGGGAGAAACAGCGGGCGAUGCAGCAGUGCCAACGGGCAUGGCAGUCUCAGGUGUCGACCCGCCAGCGACGUCUCAGCCAACAGGAGCGCGAUUCGUCCGCUGCCAAGCUCCGGCUGGUGGAGGAGAGCGAGGAGCGCUGGCGGGAGCAGGCGGAACAUCAGGAGCGCAACAAGCUACAGCGGCUGCAGCAGGCAGCGCGUGAGGAGAAGCAGAAGAAGGCCCUGCAGGAGCAGAACCUGCGUGCUCUCGUGGAUGAGCGAGGAGCCAUUUUGGAGCAGGAGAAGCUGCUGCUGAGAGAGAAGCUGACCAUCGCUGAACUGAAGAGGCAAGAGCGUGAGCACCAGGCGCAGGAAGAGCGCCUGGGUCUGAACCGUGCCGAGCGGAGACGUCACGCCGCGCUGAUCCAGGAGAUCGCCCGACGAGAGGAAGAGGAACGCGACGAGGCCCGCAGGCAAGCCGAGGAGAAGCUGACCCGUUCUCUGGAAAACUACGAGCAGAUGGUCGAGCGACGGGAGAGAGAGCUGAAGGAAAAGGCCAAGCGCGAGGAGCAGCAGAGUCAGAAAGCUCGAAAGGCUGCCGAGCAGAGGGAGCGGCAGCAGAAGCAGCAGCUUGAGGCGAGAGUGCGGGAGACGGAGAAGAGGGCGCAGCAAGCGGCCCUGGUAGCUGAGGAGCGGGUAAAAGAGAAGGCUCAGCGGGCCGGCCAGAGCAGACAAGAGAAGGAGAAGCUCCAGAGACUGAACCGGCAGCGUGUGGAGGAGGAGGAGAGGCUGAGACGCCUGGAACUCCUUCAGUCCAUCGAGAGGAAGCUGGAGAAGAGUGAGCAGAUCUUUAAGGAGAAGCGGGCUAUCCUGGAAAGCGCCCGAUCUGUGGCACGAGCCUCUUUUCAUGUACGGGACAAGGUGCGGGAGGAGACCAAUAUGCGCACAUUUGAUAAAAUGGCCCUGGAGGCCCAAUUCCAAGCCAGUCUGGAUGAGAAGUGUGAGAAGUGAAAACCCCUCUACCCUGCAAACAGGGUCUUUCUACUGCUCUGUUGCUGGAAGUGGUCUUACUGUAGCUCAAGCCUUCAUGCAAGCCUCAUCAUUGCAAAACCUUUGCUGGACAUGGUCCUAAAAGGUCACAAUUCAUGUAUUUAUUUUCCACCAAUGGGCUAUCUUCAUCUUGUAAUAAAGCAAUGUAUUCCCUUACUUUUGUUGGUUUUGACUGGUUGCUGAUCGGACAAUCAUCAGUUCAUCAUUGGAUUUGUUUUGGACAAGGACUGAGUUUUUUUAAAGCUUGGCAUAAAGCCAUUGCUGGACUUGGAGACGUGCUGAAAAUAAAAAGUGGACUGUUGACUUGGAAACCAGACACCAUGACGACCGAAAUGGCUUUUGACGAAGAAAAAAGCUUCUGUUCCUGUGGCAGUAAUUGCAGAAAGGGGAGUGUCUUAAAGU